UAUCAUCUGGGUGUGACAUUUUCUCACGGAGAGACUUCCUAUGUAGUUUCUUUUUUCUUGAAACAGCAUGAAGAUGUUGAGCCUACAAAGCUUGAUGCUCAUCCUGUGCAUCGCUCUGAGCUUUGUCACCAGAACAGCACAGCUGAUCAUUGCACUUGGAUAUGAGGGACAUGCAGUUGAUAUUUCUUGUUCCUACCCUGCUGGUUAUGAAUCCUAUGAGAAGUACCUGUGCAGGGACAACUGCGACGAUAAUGAUGUUCUUAUUAAGACGACAGGACCAAAGAAAAACAAAUACUCCAUCACUGAUGACAAACAGAAACGAGUCUUCACUACAACCAUCUCUGGUCUGACCAGUAACGAUGCUGGGAAGUACUGGUGUGGGGUGACCAAGACUGGUAAGGAUUUGUUCUCAGAGGUGAAGCUGGAAGUUGGAAAAGACAGCUGCUGUGAUCAGUCGACCCAACAUCAAAGCUACGAGGAAAGCUCGGUGUCCUUCAGUUGUCCAUACGAGCCUAAGGAUCAGAAGAACCUGAAGUACAUCUGCAGAGGAAGGCAGACCUCCACGUGUCUGCAGCAGGCACUGAUCACAUCUAACAACAACCAACAGGGACGGUUCAAUCUCACCGAUAACAAGCGGUCCAACGAGUUCACAGUCAGCAUUGCAAGUCUGAUCCUAAAGGAUGCUGGGUCGUACCUCUGCGGUGUCCAAAGAAACAACAACCUGGAUGUUUUCACUGCUGUUGAUCUGGAAGUCAAAGAGUGGUGCUGCGUGAGAUCCAGUCAGCUGAGCGGCACUGUGGGACGUCCGGUUACCUUACAGUGUCUCCAUCCACCACAGCACAGGGAUAACAGGAAGUUCAUCUGCAAGGGAGACCAACGUGCAACCUGCACAGACAUGAUGAGCGACAGCAGGUUCUCACUGCAGGAAAAUGUCACUUCAAGCUUUUUCUUGGUGAGGGUCAGAGAGAUUAAAGCAGAGGAUACUGGGACAUACUGGUGUGGUUCAGACCCACAGUGGAAGGUGGCAAACUACACCAAGAUUCAGCUGUCAGUAGACUUUCCACAUCUGACCGCCAUAGUGGUGAACCCUGAUGGGUCAAAACCAGCAUCUCCCACUGACAGAAAUGUCACAGCACACUUCCUCUCUGUGGGAGUCGCGGUGCCCACUGUGUGUGUCUUUCUGCUGCUCGCUCUAACCUUUUCCUCAGUCAUGAUUUGCAGAUACAAGUGUCGCAAAGUUAAAGGAGCUGAAGUCAGUGGGAAAAGGAACCAAACCAAGAAAGCAGAAGCAGAUGAGGUGAUCAGUGUGGCAGAUGAUUAUGAGAAUAGUGAUGUGAUUGUGCGCUCAAAGCAGAGGACCUCCAGACCGCUCAGCCCCCAACACCAGAAUGAGGACGACUCAGUGUACCAGAACUUUUCGACAGACGAGAUCUACUGUAACCAGAUGUAUGCUGCAUCCAAGAGAUGAGUCAUAACCUGUUGAUUCAUCUCUGGGCACUUUUGUAAAUAACAUAUCCUUUUUAUAUUGUCUCCAUUAGCAGCAGCACAUAUUCCUGGGUCAGUGUUGUCCAAACUUUGUCUUGUCUUACCUUCAUGUCGGACAAAAUGAUCAGGAUUUGAACGACAGAACCACGUGUAAACAAAAUCUUACAUGCUCUUUAUAGCCAAGGACACAGGAUAUGUCUCUAACAGAGCUAGAGCACAGCACGCUAAGUUCCAGGGUGUUUUACUGAUGUGAAACUGAAUUGUAAAAUUAAAUAUAUCAUUCAUGUACAUACAGUUUCCAGACUUAAUACUCUGCUUUCUCUCUGUUACAAUAUAACAUAUCCUUACCUCUCUGACCACGUGUCUGGGAAAGGGCUUACAAAUCAAACUUUUAACAUUGCUGUGCAGAAGUGCUUUAAAAGAAAAAUUUGAUUUUCCGACACAUAUUUCAGCUCAGGCUCCUCUUUCCAAAUCUUAAAAUGCUUCAUAUAAUGAAAUAAAUCUGUGCUAAGUUUCUUUGGUUGUUUGUGUCUCAACAAAGACUGAAUCUGUAACUCAAUCAUUUCUGUAAUGUGGAUCUUCAAAAAAUCAAGUGCACAGUUACUCCACCAGGAUGUCAUCUGAUCUUCACACUGCUCUCUUUAAGACCAUGUGAGAUCAGUUAACUGAACAUUAUAUCAAUAAAAUCUGACAUUAAAAAUCAU
Messenger RNA from Notolabrus celidotus (New Zealand spotty), 2189 nucleotides. RefSeq names its product polymeric immunoglobulin receptor-like. The record is from RefSeq and is a predicted model, not a curated record. Lineage: Eukaryota; Metazoa; Chordata; Actinopteri; Labriformes; Labridae. Bases 68 to 1468 code for a protein of 466 amino acids. The transcript has 8 exons.